UAUGCUAUUUAAUUAGUUUAUUGAUAAUAUUACAGACAUUAUUUGAAAAAUGAUGAGGGUUCCGAGAAUAUUAGGUGUUCUGCAGAAAACUUUAAGGACCAAGUAUUUUGAGGAGACCAGACUAAUACAUACUUCAAUGCUUCGGCUGGAGAAGAGGUAUAGUGAGAAGCAUGAAUGGGCAGAAUUAAAUCAAGAUAAAAGUGUAAGUGUUGGAAUCAGUCAGUAUGCAGCAGAUGCACUUGGUGAUGUUGUAUUUGCAUCUCUACCCGACCCAGGACAAGAUGUUAACACUCAAACAGAAUGUGGAGCUUUAGAAUCUGUUAAAGCUGCCUCAGAAAUAUAUUCUCCCUUGGCUGGUACAGUUCUUGAAAAGAACGAAAGUGUAGAAGAUAAACCAAGUUUAAUAAAUACAUCCCCUGAGGAGAAAGGAUGGUUAUUCAGAUUAUCAGUAGCAGAUAGUUCAGAUUUCAAGAAUUUAAUGAAUAAAGAUGAAUACACCAAGUUUCUGGAAUCUCAAACAGAAGAUUUAGAUUAGUUCAACAAUUAUCAAGGCUAUUAAUAAGAUUGUUUACUCUUUAUGCGCUCCGAUAUACGGAAAAUGUCGUCUCCUAAGAAAGAUAUAAAAACCUCAUCUGAUGUCACUCUCGCCUCUGUAAUCUGAGGUUUUUAUCUAUCUAUCUUAGAAGACGACAUGUUCCGUAAAUUUGAGCGCAUAGAGAGUAACCAACCUUAUUAUACAAUCUUGACUAUUAUUAACAUAAUGCGAAAUAAAUGUAACUCACCAGUCACCAAAGAUGUAAUAAUUAAGUUGCUAUUAAAUUAAUAAUGAUUUCAUAAUUCA
This is a messenger RNA of Eurytemora carolleeae, 841 nucleotides long. RefSeq names its product glycine cleavage system H protein. Gene Ontology annotation, biological process: protein lipoylation; glycine decarboxylation via glycine cleavage system. The record is from RefSeq and is a predicted model, not a curated record. Gene Ontology annotation, cellular component: glycine cleavage complex; mitochondrion; cytoplasm. The coding region runs from base 50 to 535 and encodes 161 amino acids. The transcript has 8 exons. Lineage: Eukaryota; Metazoa; Arthropoda; Copepoda; Calanoida; Temoridae.